Molecule: messenger RNA, 2463 nt
Organism: Aspergillus oryzae RIB40
Lineage: Eukaryota; Fungi; Ascomycota; Eurotiomycetes; Eurotiales; Aspergillaceae
Product: beta-glucosidase
Exons: 2
Coding region: 1-2463 (820 amino acids)
Biological process (GO): glucan catabolic process
Molecular function (GO): beta-glucosidase activity
Source: RefSeq, a predicted model, not a curated record
AUGUUGUCACCACAAGCUCUGUUUGGAGCGUUGGUGCUGCUCUCGGCUCCUUCGGCGGUGGUAGCCGACACCUGCAAGGCACCGAUCAACCACCCAGGAGAGCCUUUCAGCUUUGUUCAGCCCCUUAACACCACCAUCCUGACCCCCUACGGUCACUCUCCGCCUGCCUAUCCUUCACCAAACACUACCGGCAAUGGUGGCUGGGAAACAGCUUUGGUGAAAGCCAAACAAUGGGUGAAUAAGCUCACGCUUGAAGAGAAGACCUGGAUGGCAACAGGCCAGCCCGGUCCCUGCGUUGGCAACGUUCUCCCUAUCCCACGUCUCAACUUCAGCGGCAUCUGCCUGCAGAACGGGCCUCAAUGCGUGCAGCAGGGAGAUUACUCCAGUGUCUUCGUUAGCAGCGUUUCAGCCGCCGCAAGCUGGGACCGCAAGUUGCUGUAUGAGAGAGCGUAUGCAUUAGCCGAGGAGCACAAAGCAAAGGGCUCCCAUGUCAUCUUGGGCCCCAUCGGAGGACCCUUGGGCCGCAGUCCCUACGAUGGUCGUACCUGGGAGGGCUUCGCCGCUGACCCUUACCUCACCGGUGUCUGCAUGGAGGAGACUAUCAAUGGUAUGCAAGAUGCAGGUGUCCAGGCAAAUGCGAAGCAUUUCAUUGCCAACGAGCAAGAGACGCAGCGCAACCCCACAUAUGCCCCGGAUGCCAACGCGACUACCUAUAUCCAGGACUCGGUUUCCGCCAACAUUGAUGACCGUACCCUGCAUGAGAUCUAUAUGUGGCCGUUUGCAAACGCCGUUCGUGCCCGGGUGGCUAGUGCCAUGUGCUCGUACAACCGUUUGAAUGGCUCUCACUCGUGUCAGAACUCUUACCUUCUCAACCACCUUCUCAAGGGCGAGCUUGGCUUCCAGGGCUAUGUCAUGUCUGACUGGGGUGCUACUCACAGUGGUGUGGCUUCUAUUGAAAGUGGUAUGGACAUGACCAUGCCCGGAGGAUUCACCCUUUAUGGUGAGCUUUGGACGGAGGGUUCCUUCUUCGGCAAGAAUCUCACUGAAGCCGUGCAAAACGGCACUGUUCCAAUGUCUCGUCUGGAUGACAUGAUCGUGCGCAUCAUGACUCCUUACUUCUGGCUCGGCCAGGAAAAGAACUACCCUAGCGUGGACGCUUCCGUCGGCCCUCUCAAUGUUGACUCGGCCCCCGACACCUGGCUUUACGACUGGAAGUUUACCGGUGCCACCAACCGUGACGUUCGGGCAAAUCACAGUGCCAUGAUUCGCGAGCAUGGAGGUCAGUCGACGGUACUUCUCAAGAACGAACGCAACGCUUUGCCUCUCCGCAAGCCCCGUAACAUCGUAGUAGCCGGAAAUGAUGCCGGUCCUCUCACGCAAGGUCCGGACCUUCAGGCGGACUUCGAAUAUGGUGUCCUCGCAGGCUCGUCAGGUUCUGGUUCCUGCAGGUUUUCGUACCUGUCGACCCCUCUCGAUGCUAUCAAUGCUCGGGCCCGCAAGGAUGGCUCCCUGGUCCAGUCUUACCUGAACAACACCCUGCUCACCACGUCGGCAUUGACCUCCCCACUCUGGAUCCCCCAGCAACCCGACGUCUGCCUCGUGUUCCUCAAGUCCUUCUCGGCGGAAGGUGAAGAUCGAACUUCGUUGGAACUCGACUGGAAUGGAAACGCCGUCGUGGAGGCCGUUGCCACCCACUGUAACAACACCAUUGUCAUCACGAACUCAGGCGGCGCCAACGUCAUGCCCUUCGCGGACCACCCCAACGUCACCGCUAUCCUGGCUCAGCAUUACGCCGGCGAGGAGACUGGAAAUGCCAUUGCCGAUGUCCUUUACGGUGACGUGAACCCAUCAGCCAAACUGCCAUAUGUGAUCGCAUACAACGAGUCCGACUACAACGCCCCCUUGACCACCGCCGUGCAGACCAACGGUACCUACGACUGGCAGAGCUGGUUCGACGAAGAACUCGAAGUCGGCUACCGGUACUUCGACGCGCACAACAUCUCCGUGCGCUACGAGUUCGGUUUCGGCUUGAGUUACACCACCUUCGACCUGAAAGACCUCAAGGCCAAGGGCUCUGCCGCCGCCAAUCUUACCGCUCUCCCAGCUAAGCGGCCCACCGAGCCAGGUGGUAACCCCGCUCUUUGGGAGACGGUUUACACUCUGGAAGCGGAAGUGUCCAACACCGGGGAUGUUGAUGGAUACGCUGUUCCCCAGCUGUACCUCCAAUUCCCUACUUCCACGCCGGCUGGUACCCCGCCGAGCCAGCUUCGUGGAUUCGACAAAAUCUGGCUCGAGGCUGGUGAGAAGAAGACGGUCACGUUUGACUUGAUGCGUCGUGAUGUCAGUUACUGGGAUGUUGUUGCCCAGGACUGGCGUAUUCCGGCUGGAGCUUUCACUUUCAAGGCUGGGUUUAGUAGCCGUGAUUUCCGCGCGAACAGUGUUGCGACGCUGGUCAAGGCAUGA